AUGGCCCAACAAUACAGAAUUGAAAGUCAAUUCAAUAGUGCUGAUUUAAAUCGUGAUGGAACAAUCGAUGAAAAAGAAUUUCGACAAUUUCUUGGACCAGUUAGAGAUGAACAAAGAUUAUCUGGAAAUAUGAAUUAUCAAGAUAUUCAAAAUUUUCAAAUGUCUAAUGCAACUCAAGUAAUAACAUAUCCAGUUGGUCUUGAUGUAGCUGUUGCUGGUUUUACACAAAAUCCAGGUGAUUAUGAAAGAUAUACAGGAGGUGUUCAUCAAUCAGGAGCUCAUACAUAUGGUGUUGGUCCUGAUGUUGGUAUUGGUGCACCAAAUGUUGCUAGAAAAAGUAAUCAAUAUGAUCCGGCUGGUGCUAUGUUUGAUUAUGCUGAUAUUAAUCGUGAUGGAAAAAUUGAUAAAACUGAAUUUGGAUCAUUUAUGCGUUCGAUGUAG
Rotaria sordida is the source of this 441-nucleotide messenger RNA. The record is from the annotation of a GenBank genome assembly. NCBI's taxonomy places the organism in Eukaryota, Metazoa, Rotifera, Eurotatoria, Philodinida, Philodinidae.